Messenger RNA from Xyrichtys novacula (pearly razorfish), 11886 nucleotides. NCBI's taxonomy places the organism in Eukaryota, Metazoa, Chordata, Actinopteri, Labriformes, Labridae. The record is from the annotation of a GenBank genome assembly.
ACAGUAACCAGGAAGUAAAGCCAAACGACAUAAACACACGACGAAUGGUUGCGACCUGGCUAUGUUUGUAUCAGAAAUUUAAUCAGUUUAUUGAUUAUUUUAAAGCUGAGUUAUCAAAGUAUUUGCAUCGUGCUUUAGGUAAACUAAUCCUAACCUCUUGGUAAUUGUCGUGAACUUAUCAAUUCAAUGUCUGGAACUGUCGUUACCUUACGCUGCUUUGUUGUCAUGGAAACUUCGAUCUUACUCCAAUGAAGCGUCGGAGGGUUGCUAUAAAAAGACACGUCUCGUGCUCCCUCAAAUGUGGGACAGUCUCAACUCUUGAUUCGGACAAUUAGGCCUGAAUGUUUCACCGAAUCAGAAAAAUGAUUAGGUACGCGUUUCGACCAGCUGCACGUGCCCUCCUCUCUCGCGACCUGUGCUUCCUCUCUGACGGUACCGGCGGAAAAUUAAUCGAGUUUGACCCAUCCUCAGGCUCUGCAGAUCUGAGCAGGCAGGCGUCCCUCUACGUCCACGUGAGCCUGCUUUAUUCAGUUUGAUCGUUUGGGUAUUUCAAUGCAGGGAUGAACACAUCUGCAAAAUCACAUCCAUGCACUCAAUAAGAUUUGAAUCUUAAUCCAAUCUCUCUUUCCCCCCGAGAAAAUGCAGAUCUAAAAACAGUUUGCCCAAAUUAUAUCAGGCUCACCUCUGUCUUCUUUUCACAGUGGCCUUACUGUCUCAGAAGGUGUACCUACUGCAACUUCAACAAGUACAUACCCAGAGAAAACAGAGAUGAUUUGAUGACUGAGUGUCUUCAGAGAGAGACAGAAACACUGCUGCAGCUCAGUCAGGUGUCCAGGUAAGUAUGAGGGGUUUACUGGCAGUUGUACAUGAAAUUAUCCUGUACUGCCCUUUAUUCACACAUGGGGAGAGUGGGGUAAGUUUAGCCACCUCCUGUUGCUUGGAAAUGGUAAAAGAAAUUGAUCAUGUGACCAAAUAUUAAGGAGAUGGGCAUCAAUUCAUGGGUUAGAUAUUUAUAAAAAAAACACUUUUCACUCUUAAAAGUGAAUUUAGGGACAAAACUAUUCCCUUGAUGUAGUGAUUCAAAAUAUGAAAAAUGGCUCAUCUUAACCCAUCUCUCCCCUAUUUGUUUUUUCUGUGCAGCAUCACUUCUGUUUUUUUCGGUGGUGGGACUCCAAGCCUGGCUCAACCCUCUACCAUCGCUGCGGUCCUGAACACUGUUUCCAGACAAGUGAAACUCUCAGAAAAAGCUGAAGUGACUCUUGAAGUCAACCCUACUCCUGUUGGGAUGUCAAAGUUGGAAGACUUUUACCAUGCAGGGGUGAACCGUUUCUCCAUCGGGGUUCAGGUAAAUGUACAGUCUGUUGAAGACUGAGUACAGAUGUCACAUAUCCUGAGUCUGACAUUUUAAUCCUUCAGUCUUUGCAGGAUGAGGAUCUGAAACUUCUAGGGAGAGACCACAGUGCGCAUCAGGCUCUGCAAACCAUCGAAGAGGCCAGGAGGCUGUGCCCCGGGAGGGUUUCUGUGGAUGUCAUGUUUGGACGGCCAAAGCAGACAGUUGAAUCCUGGGAGAGUGAGUUGUCAGAGCUACUGAAGGUGUGCGACGACCAUGUGUCUCUGUACCAGCUGACCUUGGAGAGAGGCACCCAGCUGUUCAAACAGGUGCAACGAGGGGAGGUGACCGUGCCGGCUGAUGACGUGACAGCAGAGAUGUACCAGUGCGCCAGGAGGACCCUCCAACAGCACGGCUUCCAGCAAUAUGAGGUGUCUAACUUUGCAAGACAUGUAAGUGACACAUCAGACACUAGGAGGUUUAUGUUUCAAAUGAAAAGUUCCUCACAGGAGUUUCAAACAGUAAAAACGUCAAUUGUUAGGAGUGUUACUAAAAUUGCAAGUGGGUUUCAUGAAGACUAUGAAUACAAAAUGACGUCUUUAAGAGUCACUGAGGUGUUGAAAUCUUUUAAUCUGGGCCAAAAAAAGAAAAUUACCACAAUGGAAGCUUUUUUAAGUAACAGAGGGAGAGGUAAAUGGGACACAUUUGCUCUUCAGACAGAAGAUAUUUCCUGCUUUUUAUGAGUCUGAGUAAUACCCCUGACUAACAUUAAGUGUUCCUGUUUUGUUUUUUUCGGAUGAUUUGUCUCCAAUAACAAAGCAAAAAAAAAAACAAGGUAGACUUCUGCUCUAAAUUGCACCAUAUGGCCUAAUGAACACUUCAAAGUGGAGCAGCCUCAUCAGAACAAUAACACUUGUUUUUUCUCUUACAAAGAGCGCGGUGAGUCAUCACAAUAUGAGCUACUGGAAGGGGAGACAGUACAUCGGGGUCGGCCCAGGUGAUGCAUUAUUCAGAGAUUUAGAGUAAGAGCAGCUUUUAAUGAAAAGUUAACUCAUGAAAAAGUUUGUUUCAACGCUUUGAUGUGUGCGGCAGGGGCUCAUGGGCGAUUCGCUCUUCUUGAGGAGGGAGGUGUGACUCGAGAGGCCCGGACCCAGACUCUGGAGCCUGACGUGUGGAUGUGUGAAGUUCAGCAGAGGGGGCAUGGGACACGGCGGCGGAUUAAACUCAGCCAUCUCGAACUGUGAGCUUUUGCACUUCGGCAGUAGUGAUUGUCUUUCUAAUGAGCACAUGUGAAAUAUAGCGAUUAUGCAUCAGCCAAUCAGCAGAGUGUAAUGUAACAGUGUGAGAAACAUAGUGUUGGUGGUCGCUGUACAUGUGCUUGUCCUGCCGAACAGUCUGUCCUUGUGAACGGCUAUUAUCAUUCCUGUCCUUGUUAGGAUCAAAGUGUCAUUACGCCAAAGCUCUGAAAUGACUGAUUAUGAUAAAAAGACGUUUUUUUCUUGCAGUUUGGAGGAGGUGUUGGUGAUGGGAAUGAGAAUGACGGAGGGAAUUCAUCACAAGGUGAAACUCACACAAUAAAAUACUUAUAAUUAAAUAAAAUCUCAUGUUUAACUCAGUGUAGUUUUACUGGUACACUGAUUUAGUUUAAUGUGAUGGAUUUUUUGGUUGUUUUCAUCCCUUUUAUAGCACUGGGAGUUGUUUUGCCCUGAACUGGGACUGUAUGAAAUCUUUGGUACAUCCAUCGAAGUCCAGGAGUUUCUACAAAGUGGAAAACUCAUUCUUGAUACAAGGUGAAUAAUACUUCUCUAAAGAACCUGAAUUAAAAGUUGUUAAUUUGUGGGAGGUUGAAUGGGGCUCAUUGAACUUCGAGCUAAUUUACUCAACCAAACAUUUUCAUAAGUAAAAAAACUGAUAUUUACAAUCCUAAUCCAGGGAAAUGCUCAAAGAUUUACCUGAAAAAACAUUAAAAGUGGAUUAAUUAUCAAAAUAAAAGUGAUAACAAGCACUUACCUGCUUGUUUUUUGCCUCUCUAUUCAUAUCAGAGGUCUACGCUGCUCCUGGGAAGGACUGGCCUUACUGGACAGCAUGCUGCCAGCUCUACUGGUGGAGCUGGAGAGACAAAUUAGUCCAAGACUACAAAAGGACUACGCGGCCGAUGGAAAAACAGAGAAGACCUCCAUUAUGUGAUGACAGUAAUGCUAAGAGCGAGACCACUUCAUGGAAAGCUUUGCAGGUUAGGCUGAAGGAACAUUUGAAAACAGACGUAUCUAGUGUCCUUAUGUCUAUCUCACAUGCCUCAUACUGUAAGGAGUUUUUAGCAGGUUAUGAAAGAUUCUAAAAAUAACGGUGAUGCCUCUUUAUAACCACAAAAGCAAACAAAACCAUCAGUAUCAAGACUAACUACCUCUAUAUAGUAAUUUUUAAUAUCCAAAUCACUUAUAUCAUUGUCACAGCAGAUAUAAACAGUGAGUGACAUCUUUGACUGACAGCAGAAGGAGGAGGAUUCAUGAAUUUACAGGAUAAGAUCAGUACAGAGAGAAGAGGUAUCACUUUGUCUUCAGGCGGCUCUAAAAUCCUGAAAAUCCCCCACUGAAGCUUUAAGAAGAUAUUUUUACUACGCAGUGUUACAUCACAAACCGAUCAAUAAGUGCCUACCUACCCUGACUACUAAGUAGGCAGCUUUGUCUUUUACAUCUUCACCAUCUUCGCCUAUCUAACCCAAAUUCCCACUACAGGGAAAGUUUUGAGUGUUUUUCCCCGUGUGUGUCAGUGUGGACGACAAACAUGAUUUCUUGCUGUUCUUGUUGAAACACGUGCUGAGAAAAUGAAUGGCGCUUCAUAUCACUCCAUAUUUUUAGAGGCAGUCAUCACGCUGACUAACAGGUGUCCUUUAACGUGUGAUCCGCGCAGGCAGAGCGUUUAUUACGGCGCCACACGUGAAUAUCCCCUCAUACAAAGGCUGCGUGUGCGUGGUCUUUUCACACCAUUAACCACUGAAGGGAGAUAGAGUGCUGUCUGAAUGAAAGUUAAUUUCCUGGCCAGCUAUUGUGAUCAUCUGUACGUCCUUGAGAUAAAUUGAACUUUAUUUUGUAUUUGUUAUGAGGUGUUUUGAAACCUUCUUGCAUGAAUUGAUUCUAUUUAUUCAGCAUAUUUGGGAGUAUAUUGUCAUGGUUUCCUUGAAUUCGUCUAUAGAGGAAGAAAAACAGAGACAUACUGAACAGCCUUAAGGUCAUUAAAAAACCUUGUAUACAAUAAAGAAUAACAGGAGAGAGUAUUUAUUAGUAAUAAUGGAAAUGCAAGUUAUUUUUAUACAAUUUUAAAGAAUAUUUAAGACCUGUAAAUCCUUGAAAUGUCAAGUGUUUUUCCUCCAAAAGUUUAAAUAAAAUGUAAUAAAUAAUGAUAAAACGGUAUGUUUUCCCUGUUUCCGUUAAAGUAUGAUUUUUUCCUCAUAUAUGGAACAUUUAGACUCAUUAUCUUUACAUUUUAAAGGUAUUUUUGCCUUUUAUUGGAUAUUUUAUUUGUUAAAGCACGGUCAGGUGGGUCUCAGGCUGGGUAGAUGUUGAAGAAAGUGUUUCAAAUAAUUGCCAUUUUUUACUAUCUUUGAUGUAGAAAGUAAAAUAUAUGAGCAGUUAUCAUUUAAUUCCGAUUCUGGCCACUUUUUUCCUUCUUUGUGUGUAUUUUUGGUAGGGAUGGGAAUGGAGAACUGGUUCUUGUUGAGAAUUGGUUCCAAAUAGUUCAAUCCAUUGACAUCAUUUACAUUUUAUCGUAACGAUUCCCUUAACGAUUCCUUUCUUCCGGGUGCCUUGAAAAACAGUGUUGUGAGAGCCAGUCUACAUGAACGAGAACAGAGACUUUGAGGGAAAAAACAUGGCUAAUGGUAUGAAAAGUAGGCAGAAACGAUCCGAAGUGUGGCUUUAUUUUGCUAAGAUAGACGACAACGGGUUUUGUAUGGAAGUUUUGAGUUUGUGUACCGUGGACUAACUGAGGUAAAAGCGCAUAGAAAACACUCAAAAAUUGUGUGACUCCGCCCUGCGCAGUAUUGUCCUCUUUUAGGGGAUAAAGAAUAUGGUCACCAUAAUUUGACUUCUUACCGACCGAAGUAAAUGCUGUACAAGUUGUUUGUUGUUUGAUUAUUUUUAGACUCUCGCUGAAGGUGGCGUACAUCUUUUUCUGUUAUCAGAGACCUAAUCAAAUUUUGAGUGAACGUUGAAAACCUAUAGUCCACUUUCUUUUUUAAUUAAAGAAAGGCAUUGAUAAGGGAAUCGUUAAAGAAUUGAAUCGAGAAAGGCAUCGAUAUAAUCUUAUCAAUUCCCGGGGGGCUACUUUUAAGUCAGUCCUGUACUUCUGUGUUCAAAACGGGAUUUUGCUUUUCUUGACGCUUGUUUGAUUCUCGCACUCCCUCCACAUUUCCUUCAGCGAUCACGGUGUGUCGUUGGAGAAAACUCACUGCAGCUGAGUUCAUCACUUAUUUUUGUCUUUGUCUAUCUGUUCUUGAAUUUAAGUGGCAUUUUCACAGAAGUAGUUGAAGACCUUGUGAAACUCUGCCUGGCUUUUAUAGCAGUAUUUUUCCUCUUACUCUGAAUAACUGACUUUCUCUUCAUCAGACAUUUCUUUUCACAAACCCAAGGCCACUGUGAAUACCCAGCUCACCGAACAGCUCCUCCAGGUCAACCUUAAGAGUGAGUGGGCUGACACGCAGGGAUGAAGGAAAGAAAGUGUUUCUUUUGAUGAGAGGAUAUAAAUGGAGCUCGAGUUGAAGUCAGAGCCGAGUGUGGGCUCUCUCCAUGGUGCUGAUUUCACAGAGUUCAGUGUGCCUCUCACCUCCCCCUCAUUAAAAAGCGAUGCUCUUACUCUUUGUUUCCUGCAGACACCAUGGUGAUACACGAGUGUGUGUAGAGUAGUGGCUCUGAUUAAUCACACUGUUUCACACACUCGAGAGGGGGGGUCGUGUGAGGAUUGGAAAUGUGAACAAUCUCUCCUGUCUGACAACCAGGAGACGUUUAAGGUCGGUGUUUGAGUCAUCUCCUCCCACGCACACUUACGGUCAUGUUUGCAUCAUAAAUGGAGAACUAUUGAUUUCUUACGUCCUGGAGAGUCUAAAAAUAUCUGCCUCUGUCUCCCUGAAUGUGAACUGUUUAGAUAAAUUGACCGAAACAAUAAACCAUCAGACAAACACACAUAUAUAAGUUUAAAAAUAACAUUUUUAUUACAGAAUAGUUUACACUUCAUAAAAUAUGAAUGCACUGGUCCAGCCGAGUGCUACAGAGUAUAACUCCUUACAUAAUACGACAUUGCAGCAUACUACUACAAUUGGGUUUUCGAGAAGGUUCACGAUUCAUUGAAUCUGACACCUCUCGGGUUUGGGUUUGGUGCUGGUUCUCAGCACGAGCCGUAGGUCGCUGGUGAAGCUCGGGCGGCGCGCCAGCGGGUCCGUGGCGGCGCAGGGCGCACUGAGUCCCCGCCUGCGGUCCCCUCUCCUGCCCCUCUGUUCCAGGUAGAGAGACUGGUAUGUGAGGAGAGGUAUCACCUGGUGCCGUGAUGGACUGGUCUCGUCAGGCAGCCCGCCUAAAGUGGCCAGAGCCCUGAACAUCGCGUCCAGUCCGGCUCCGUCUUUGGCUGAGGUCUCGAAGAAAGAGACGUCCUCACCGAGGGUUUCUGUCACCUCGGACCGUCUGACGGCCCCAGGUGCUUCUAAGUCCGAUUUGUUCCCGCAGAUGACAGCUGGGACUCUGGCGGGAUGUUUCAGUUUCAGCAGUUUUGCCUUCGCAGCUUUGAUCUCGUCGAGCAGCUCACAGACUUCACUGAAGGACUCUCUGUCAUCCAAACUGAACACGAGUAGAAAGAUGUCACCUGAGGAGAAAAAGAGCAUCAAAUCAGUCAAAUCCACAGUUUGAGUGAGGCGAUUUCAUAUCAGACCGUACUGUCCUAAAAACAUAGUGCCCAUUAACUUCAAGAAAUGAAGUUCUCACCUGUCAGUAUGGAUAGCCUCCGUUUCGCAGGGAAGUUCCUCUCACCGGCUGCGUCCAGCAGAUCCACCUGGUAAGCCUCCCCGCCUAUGUGGAACAGUUUUCUGUGAAAGUCCUCGGUUGUGGGCUCAUAGUCCUCCACAAAUUCCUUUCCUAAGAACCGCUGAAGGAUGUUGGUUUUCCCCACUUUGGGCGCACCAAGCACUACCACUCUGUGACAGUUUCUCGGUUUGGUCAGACCCAGCUCCAGCAGAUCCACGGAUCUUUUGGAGACUCGAUCAGUUGAAACCUGUCGAUUGCCAGAACUGGAGGAUCUACUUGUAACCACUCUGUGAUCCUGUUGCCUCCAGUGGCCUUUGACUGUUUUGAUGAUGCCCAUGCCUGUCUUCGAUAUGUUUGAGACUUUGGGGUGCUGGGUCGCCGGGGUGAGUGCUGCGCUCUGGAGGACUGGAUGCGUAAUGCGUGAUUGGUGGUGAAGCCCGGUGAAAGAGUUGAACAUGUCGAGAAUGCCAUCAACGGGAAGGUAAAACUUCUCUGUUGUGUUCAUCUCCCUGUUCUUUUCAAGCGUCUCCGGGCACCGAGGUAUCUUGCCUACCAACCCAGUUGCUGCUCCAUGUGUGCGCCGAGACUGAGCCGAGCUUCGUCCUUUAUACUCUCUGACUGAGCGCAGUCUCUGCGUCACCAUCUCAUGGCGAGAGCACACUCCUUUUAUAGAAGCAUAAAGCAUCCUCGGGACAAAAAAAGCUCACAAAAUCUCCACUGUGGACUCUUGUUAUUUUCCUCUGAAGAAAUGAGAGUCUGGAAAUGUACAAAAGGAGUUUUCAUUGCUGCACUUAGAUGAAGACGACCUAACACUCAUGAUUUGAACUUUACUCUUAAUAAACUGUGUUGAUUAAGAAUGAUCUUUUGUGUUAAAGCCUGACUAGAUGAUGGAUAUUUAUAGCACCUCAUUAGCAGGUGUUUCCUGUCUCCUGCAUGGUGAUAAAUAGAUGAAUGGAUUGAUGAAGUGUCAACAUAAUUGCUGAAAUCCCUGUAGUCAUGGACACUAGAGGUUUGGAGUGUGAGCUUUCAUUCAUUGUGUUGUUCCUCUCCGUCUUUUCAUGGUGACAGUUUUCUUCUCAAUUGUCGCUGCCAGCUGAUUUGUAUGUAUCGAAUAAGGGGCAAACAGUAUUUGUUCUAACGGGAAACACCUGUAAAGAUAUCUGCAUGUUCUGACAUAACCAUGCAUUUGGGAUUUUGUUGUAUUCGCACAACCUCCACUGUUUUCUGCUCUCAUCACGAUGUGCUGUAAAUGUUGGGGGAACAGCUCACCCUCAGGCUGCAGGAGUCAUAAAGCUGGAUGAUGAUGAUGAUGAUGAGUCCUCUGCAGCAUUGUCAGCGUUAGCUACAGAGAUCAGGAUUGGGUUUUAAUUCCAACGGUGUAAAGAAAUCUCCUUAAGGAUAUGGAUCAAUGCUUUAUAUAAGAGUGGAGGUUUAGACCAGGACCACGUUAAAAGUCGAGGACUUGGAGUCUGCUCAAUCAAAACAUCUCUGAAUUCAAAGCCCACAUGCGGAAACCUCGAGAUGAGGUUUCAUUGUGCAGUCAUAGAUAAAAGGAAGGCUGAUUAUAAUAGAGAGUGCAAUCUCAUCUCAACAAGUUUAUUGGAAAAAGAAAAGCUUGUUUUGCCAGAAACCUACAAUGAGGAGUUUUUGUCCAGGAAUUGAAAAGAAAUAAACGGAUGGAAGUCAAAUUUAAAACUGAUAACUUAAUUUAUUCAGGGGUAGAUUGCAAUUCAUUAACAGGGGAAUAAAUUGCCCAGAUGCUCAUAUGGUUUCCGGUUUAUGAUAGUGUUGACAGCUUACAACAGUGCUAAGGUUUGCAAGGGCCCACUACUGGAUGCCCACCUACUGUUACUACAUGCCCACCCUCAUGUGGUGGGCUAGAAGUGAGUCUGCAGUGCAGCAUUUGCAACACAAAGUAGGACAGAGAAAAACAUGUCAGGGAUUGAAAAGUAAUCAGUUCAAUAACUCAACUAAAGAUAAUUAGUAGAGUGCAAUAAAUAAUUAAAGAGUGAAUACAGACUCUUCAACCUAUCUGAUACACAACGCCAAAGAAACACAAGGCUGGUAGUGAGGCUGCAGAUCUGACUAGCAGUAAAAAGAACUUUGUAAAUAGGUGUGAGUGAGAUGCAAAUUGUGUUGCCAAGUUUUCUAAUAAAUUAACACGUCUGUGAAGGAAACGAUCCAUUACUUUUGUUCCGACUGUCAGAGGCCUCUUAUGUAAGACGUGUUGUGAUACAACAGGCCUCAUAUCAUGCAGGGCAGUGAUUUGUUGCUCUCUGUUAGCCUCGGAAAGCAGGAGAUUUUUACAUUUUGGUUACAUAUGAAUUGUUUUGAGUAAUAAACCCUUGUUAUAAGAACACACAGGGAUCUAUUAAGAUGUUAGAUCAUCCAAAGGGAAGGUAGAGCCCUUCUAGGGGGCAUCAUAUUCUGUUCUCUAUCCUCCUGACUUAAGCUACCGAGUGUCUUCCAAGAGGCACUUUAGUGGGGGGUCAAACGUACCCUCCUCUGAUCCCAAAUGGACUGAAGGUUUCUCCUGCACAGCACAGCUUCUCUAAAAAUCCACAUACUUCUAUUAUGGGUGAUCUAGGUAGUCGUAUAAAUGAGAUUUUGGGAACAAAGGGGAUUUACCUGAAUAUAUUCGAUCAUCUAAACAAAGCAUACCAUACUGCGUCAUGCUUCAUUACCAUCUUAACCACCCUCACCCUUUGCAAAUUGUCAUCCUGGACUAAUGGCUGACGCCCACCGUCAUACAUCCAUUUACUCCCCACUUGCAUGACCGAAAAUAGAGACCACUUCUCCUCUUAAUUGGACACCGCUGGGAUUUUAUUUAUGGAAAUUAUAGGAACACCUCGUCAGUUCAGACUGUCCCUUAUUGUUACAUCAUAUGAGAUGAUUCACAGCAGCGAUCAGAUUAUAGAGGGGCCACCAUCGCAUCUGCCUAAUACUAAAAUAUUUUAAACAUAAGAUUGAACACGAGCGGGCCAAAAAUAUUAGAAAUGAGUUAUCAAGUGGUCUUUUUAAUAUGACACAAAGAACAGGCUUAGUUUUGGUAUUAUACAUCUGGCAGGGGGGUUAACAAACACAUGCUUUAUUAACCUCAAAGACGGCACCAGGACUUUUUUUGUGUAAUUGGAUCUCUCCUCAUCCAAUCGAUUCAGAGAAAGGACAUUUGAGCGAUGUUCUCAGCUUUCUUAACCCAAAAUGAUCAGGUUGACAAAACAAAACAGGUGUAACAAAUCUGAUGAUGGACUUUAUCUUUAGUUUUUUAGUUAAAAUUUCUCAAAUUGUGUCAUGUUUGAUUCUGAAAUGUGAAAAUUAGUUUAUGUUCUCUGACAUUAAGCUGACUUUCUUGGUUUUUCUUUUUACUCAAAUGUUACAAAAGCUAAAUGUAUUUAGUUGUUCUUUUGGAAUAUACUACCAGGCGUUUGCAGCAUAUUCUGGCAUAAUUGAUGCUUAACCAAAGAAAACGGUAGUGUUUUAAUAGGCUGUUUUAAUGAAAAUGAUCAUGAUGGUCCUCCUAUAGGGCAAAGAAAUGCUGUUAGAUAAUAAAUAGGUUGAGGUUAUUUACUAAAAACACAGAUUUACAACAAAUACACUUAUAAUGAGAGUAAAAUAGAUACUUGUGCAGGUCUGUAGCAUGUGGUGUUUAAUCCUAUGAAAUAAGACCAACAGAAAUUGGUUGAACCCGGGGCUGUCCUGGGUUUCAUGUGAGCGAACUUCUCAGCUCUCUUAACCCAAAAGGAUCAGGUUGACUAUUUUAAUAUCAGAUUGACAAAACAAAAUAGCUGUAACAAAUUUGAUAAUAGACUUUAUCUUUAAUUUUUGGUGAAAUUUUUUCAAAUUGUGUCAUGUUUAAUUCUGAAAUGUUAAAAUUAGUUAAUGAUCUCUGACUUUAAGCCGACUUUCUUGGUUUUUCUUUUUAUUCCAAUGUUACAAAAGGUAAAUGUAUAAGCAUAUUUGGUUGUUUUUUCGGAACAAUACCAGGCGUUUGCAGCAUUUUCUGGCAUAAUUGAUGCUUAAACAAAUAAAAAAAUAAUGUUUGAAUAGGCUGAACAUGAUCAUGAUGGUCCUCCUAUAGGGCAAAGUAAUGCUGUUAGACAAUAAAUAGGUUGAGGUUAUUUGCUAAAAACACUGAUUUACAACAAAUACACUUAUAACGAGAGUAAAAAUAGAUACUUAAGUGCAGGUCUGUAGCAGGUGGUGUUCAAUCCUAUGAAAUAAGACCAACAGAAAUUGGUUGAAUCCGGGGCUGUCCUGGGUUUCAAACCUUCCCUAUGUGGUUAAGUAACCACCAGAGGGCAGCCAAGAGUGCAAUAUUUAGUUUUACACCAGUAUUAUUACAAUCAUCAUCCUGGAGUAGGCUGAACUGGUUAUUGAAUUUAGGAAUCAUGAUGAUUUUGUGAGGCAGUUUAAAAGUUUUGCUUUUGAUCCUGUUUUGAUUGAACUUUUUUAACGGCAAGAAAAGCAGUUUAAAGCGCAGGCGAAGGAUUUUAAUCUAUUUAUGAAGUUCACAUAUCUAUUUAACUAGAGAUGAAAACUAAAUAAAGU